Molecule: messenger RNA, 246 nt
Organism: Staurois parvus
Lineage: Eukaryota; Metazoa; Chordata; Amphibia; Anura; Ranidae
Source: the annotation of a GenBank genome assembly
CAUUUGAAAACUCGGGCACUGCCCAAGGGCCCGGGGUCAGUAGGGGGCCCCAUGAGAUGCCCCUGGUACCUUUUUCAUAGUUUUUUUUUAGGCUUUUUUGAGUUUGGGCAAGGACACAGGGGCCCCAUGAUCCCCUAUUGUCCGGGGGCCCCAUGAAUUGUCAGUCCGCCCCUGCUCAGGGCUGAAGGGACAGAACUACAAACCUUUUAGCAAAUGUACGUCAAUGUACAUCAGCAUGCAACGCAA